This is a messenger RNA of Dermacentor andersoni, 2248 nucleotides long. RefSeq lists its product as uncharacterized. The record is from RefSeq and is a predicted model, not a curated record. NCBI's taxonomy places the organism in Eukaryota, Metazoa, Arthropoda, Arachnida, Ixodida, Ixodidae.
CGCGGCGACAGUUUCGCCGCGGCGAACGUCACAUUCGAUAAGCCGACCGCCUGCUCACUCGUGACGUCAGCGCGCACUACCAGCGCGCGCUCUCGAACGCUUCACAUCGCACGAGAGAUUGCGCCCGGCGAGUGUAGAACGACUCGGGUGUGUCGUAAUCGAGUGCAGUGGCCGUCGCUCGGUUCUGGGCACUGGCCACGGUUGGCUCCGGUCGCUUUGUGUAAAGGAAAUGAGAGAAAAAAGUGAGAAAUGUUAUAUUUUAAUGAAUAAAUUGUGCUACAACUGACAUAGUUGGGAAGCAACAUUUGGGUGAUAUCAUAAACCGACGGUUUUUGUUUCUGCGUUUGUAUGUCAGUCAUCAAGCACCGCCAGAGGGGCGUCAAAUCAACAUGGCGCCCUAUUUUGAAAAUGGGUAGAGCUGAGCAAACACGAAAGGAACCGGCGUAGCGCGUGUGCGAGUUUUAUUGUGGCUGUUUCAUUUUGAGAAUGGGUGUGUGCAAUGUUUUCGCGCACCGCCAAGGUCAUGCAAAGAAUGGCAAAGCUUCAGCGGAGCCCUCGAAGAAGACGCGCGGGACCCCGCUGUAUAGUCGUCUGCUGGCCUUCUGCUACCGUCCGAAAAUUUGGUAAGUGUGCGUUGCAAGCGUUGAGUUGUGAACAGACGGCAGUGUUCAAGAGCGUUGGUUUUCUACGAAAUUGCAGGUUUCAAAAGAAGAAAUAGCAGGAGGCUAAUUAUUUGUUGGAAAUAAAGGCUGCCAUCCCAGAAAAUGUGUUCAUUUACUUGGCGGUCUUGCUCGCGCAGACGGCCAGUUUGCCUGUGUUUGUACAUGAGCGAAGACCAUCACAGCCAUGCCUGCGCGUCAAAUUACCAUUCGGCAGGAGGAAAUUAUAGUAAAUUUUAUGGAAAGUAACCCCCGGCUUGCUAGUAGGUCGGGGGAAUUCGGUGGGGAAUUUACGGCCGCAAAAAGGCAGGAUUUGUGGAAGCAACUGGCGGCGCUUCUCAACGCAGAAGGGCCGCCAGUUAAGACAGAGCGAGAAUGGAGGCUGUGGUGGUGCAAGUUUCUGUACAGAUGCAGGCGUGACGCGGCGAAUGUUUCGGCCGAGCAAAGGUGAGUGAAAAGUAGGCUUUAAUGAAUGCGGUUCGUAUUCUUACGAACGCACUGUUUCCUUGCAGGGCAACAGGCGGCGGCCGACUGGGCGGCAUUCGGGGCCGCGCCCUUCAACUUGUCGGGAGCGGUGCCACCAGAGGCCUUGGAGAGCCCUUCUUCAUGUCUACCAGCAGCUCGGAGGCCAGCCAAACACCACCCGUGGCGCCAGGGAGCACUGCUGAAGAGCCGCAGCCGGGCCCCAGUGGGGCUACAGGGAGGCGUGCCUCUUCAAGACCCUCCCGGCCACGAAGGUCGAGGCCCAGCGAGGCUGGCGCACGGAGCAGGCCGCCGCGCUCCGAGGGGGAGCUGCUCGAGCAGGCAGUGCUGGAUGGUGCGCGGACUGUGCAUGCUGCGCAGAGCCAAGCCACCAUCCAGCGCGAGUUGCUUGCAGAGUCGAGAAAGCAAACCGCCGCGAUGGAGCGCAUCGCGGACUCGCUCGACAGACUGGGAAACGUCCUGGGGCGGCAGGAGACUCAGCUGCAACUGCUCCAGGAGCAGCUCGCCCCAGUGACCACGCUCGCUGCGGCACUGACGGCUUUCCUGCGCCAGCAGAACCUGCCGCAGGGGAACCAGCCGCAGCAGCCCCAGUAAUUUUUUUUUCCGUUGAUUCCUCCUGCGUCAGCAGGACCUGACGCAGGAGGCCAUUUAUUUGUUAUUUCUUUGCUUUAUUUAUUCAUUUGCCAUUUCUGUGCCAAUUCUUGUAAACAAUGUAUCGAAGCGCUUUGUUGUAUAUUUAUUGACUGCUUGUAUUGCUUGUAUUGAUUGCUUGUAUUUAUUGAUUGAUUUUUGUAUUCGUUUCACGUUACUAGUUCCUUGUUCCUUGCUUGCGUGUUCGUUUGUCCAUGUACCACAUCGAACAGGCCUGUACUGUUUGUAUUGUUGGAAACAGACGUUAGUGUUGGUUCUUUACUAUGAAGUGCUUGGAUGAGCGUUUUCGCUGCAAAACAGCAGUGUGUGUACACAGCAGUGCAACAUAUAAAACCGAUGAUGCCCUGACCAAAGACAAAUGCACUUGUCGAAAUGUUGGCUUCCGCUUUCAACGUAUGUGUACUGGAAAAAGGCGUGGCCACUUGCCAAAAUGUUGCCUCCUGUGCUCACCUUGU